UUCAUUUCCAGCUUCUAUAUAAAAGGCUGGUUUUUAUCAAAAUUAUACCUUGCUCAGAACAAAGUGUAUCCAUAAGUUCAUUGUAAGAAUAACGAACAGUUGGGGAAAAAGUUAUUGCCAAAAGAUGUCGUCCCCAAAAUCCAACAGUUCCAAGGGCAGCAUCCGUGACGAAGAUCUUUCCACGGAAUCGGUGGAGGUGCUUCGCGAAAGACUGAACACCAUGAAGCGGCUAAUUGCCGAACGGCAAAACAGCACCAGUGGUUCCGGCUCAGAAUUGUGGAAUCCGCAUAGCCGAUCGACGAGUUGCAGCGGUAUAAUUGAUGGCAACUUUUUGAGCGUAGCAUUUGGCGGCGCCCUGAUUGUAAUUCUUUCUGUGUCCGUUUAUGCGUUUUACAACCUGUACCAUGCGGUGCUGAAGAAGUUUCCUUCGCAGCACACGGAGUUGUAAUGGGAACGUUGCUCUGAGAGCAAGAUUCGUUUAUUGCAUCAAUAACCUUUAAUG
Messenger RNA from Anopheles coustani, 502 nucleotides. RefSeq lists its product as uncharacterized. Bases 125 to 448 code for a protein of 107 amino acids. The transcript is spliced from 2 exons. The record is from RefSeq and is a predicted model, not a curated record. Lineage: Eukaryota; Metazoa; Arthropoda; Insecta; Diptera; Culicidae.